This is a messenger RNA of Eucalyptus grandis, 1314 nucleotides long. Its product is annotated as vacuolar protein sorting-associated protein 32 homolog 1. The coding region runs from base 296 to 1030 and encodes 244 amino acids. The transcript has 6 exons. Lineage: Eukaryota; Viridiplantae; Streptophyta; Magnoliopsida; Myrtales; Myrtaceae. Gene Ontology annotation, biological process: vesicle budding from membrane; late endosome to vacuole transport via multivesicular body sorting pathway. The record is from RefSeq and is a predicted model, not a curated record. Gene Ontology annotation, cellular component: cytoplasmic side of plasma membrane; multivesicular body; ESCRT III complex.
AUACAACCGCAUAAUUCCAUAAUUGGCUGGAUAUUCAUAGUAUUUCAUAAGCUUUGCGGCUGAUUUUACCCCUGAAAGCGAAAGCUGUUUGUAAGCUCUUGUUUUGUUCAUGUGGGGAAGUUAUCUGCGGCUAUGAUUGCUAGUUCAACCAAGGCACACAAUCACACAUUUAUUCAGUGCAUUGAGAUUUUUUAUCUGAUUACUUGACGGCUAGAAGACUUAUCUGUAUUUGUAAAAAUUUCCCGAAGAGCCCUUUCUUUUAUGUGGAGAGUCUUUUUCAUUUCAAUUUCCCCUAAUGUUGGCAGUAGUUAAGAAAUGCAUACUUCAGGUACGUAUGUUGGUAAAACACUUGCAUCUGCAUAUCUCUUUAUUAAGAUGUGGAUUUAUUUUAUUAGAUUGUAGGCUUUGCUUAGUCUACACAUAUAAUUACAGUAGGUUAUCAUUUGCAUAUUUGACUGGUUCAGUUGUACCCUCUGUCCUCCUUUCUGUACAGACACUCCGAAUGCUGGAGAAAAGGGAGAAGGUUCUUAUAAAGAAGGCUUCUCAAGAGGUUGAGGAAGCAAAGGAGCUCUCUAGAGCAAAUAUUAAAAGGGGUUGUGCCGUUGGGAAUGCAGUGGCAAUUCUAUGCUUGAAGAGGAAGAGGCUGUAUGAACAGAGAAUUGAGCAGCUUAGAUAUUUCCAACUUCCGAUUCGCGAUCAGAUAAUAAUGUUAGAAGGAGCUAAAGCAAGAACCAUGACUGUGGAUGCUCUGAGAACCAGAGCAGCUGCAAUGAAAGCAAUGCAGGAGGCAAUGGAUACAAUUAAUGAACAAAAUGAGACUAUGAAACAAGUGCAAGAGGCAUUGUCAGCUCCUUCUGGUGCAGCAGCUGUCUUUGAUGAGGAUGAGCUUGAGGCAGAGCUUGAAGAACUGAAAGGCCCUGAGUUGGAAGAACAGCUCCUCCUGCCUGCCGCAACAGCUUCUGCUCCAGCUCCCCCUGUUCCUCAGGGGACAGGCAAGGAGGAUGAGCUUGCUGAUGAGAUGGCAUUUUGAGCAGGUCCGCUGCUCAUAUUUAAUUGAGGUUGUGUAGCACUUGUCCAACCUGUAAUAAGGAAUACUCUCACUGCUGCCUGUAUGCAUUCAUAUUUUUCUUCGGUUCCAUACUGGAAAGACAUGUUUGUGAAGGUGGCGUGGAUUAUAUAUUGUGUUCCUUUGAGACCUGUAUUUCGCUUUCUGGUGCUUUCGGUGUGUUUUAUUUCAACUUAUUGUUGAACAUCAAACUUCUCCCUAAUGUUUGGAGGACAUCUCUGAAUAUCUCAGGCUAGAUUUUUAUCUUC